Lathyrus sativus (Indian pea) is the source of this 2328-nucleotide messenger RNA. The record is from the annotation of a GenBank genome assembly. Lineage: Eukaryota; Viridiplantae; Streptophyta; Magnoliopsida; Fabales; Fabaceae.
AUGGAGAACGGGAUGGUCGAAUUUGAUAUUGCUUUGGGAGGAGGAGAUUACCAAGAGGACCCUAUUGAGAUCGAUGAGGACGAAGACGAAGAUGAUGAAGAUGAAGACUGUGGUGCUGUCUAUUUUCCAGAUGCCGGAGAUCUCGAACCUUCUGAUGGCAUGGAAUUUGAGUCUGAAGAGGCUGCCAAAGCUUUCUAUAAUUCCUAUGCUCGUCGUGUUGGCUUUAGCACUCGUGUCAGCUCCUCCCGUCGUUCGCGUCGCGACGGAGCCAUCAUUCAGAGACAAUUCGUUUGUGCUAAGGAAGGCUUUCGCAAUUUGAACGAGAAACGCACCAAAGAUAGAGAGAUCAAAAGGCCGCGAACUGUUACCAGAGUUGGAUGCAAGGCUUCUUUUUCUGUCAAAAUGCAAGAUUCCGGCAAGUGGAUCGUUUCCGGUUUUGUCCGAGAGCAUAAUCACGAACUUGUUCCGCCGGAUCAGGUUCACUGCCUUCGCUCUCACAGGCAAAUAUCUGGAUCUGCCAAGACCCUCAUUGACACUCUUCAGGCAGCUGGUAUGGGUCCUCGGAGAAUUAUGUCAGCACUCAUCAAAGAGUAUGGUGGUAUUAGCAAAGUCGGCUUUACCGAGGUUGAUUGUAGGAAUUACAUGAGGAAUAAUCGCCACAGAAGUUUACAGGGGGAUAUUCAACUUGUUCUUGAUUAUUUGAGACAGAUGCACGCCCAAAACCCUAAUUUCUUCUUUGCUGUUCAAGGUGAUCUUGACGACGACGAUCAUUCAAUCAACAAUGUUUUCUGGGCUGACCCUAAGGCAAGGUUAAAUUACACUUUUUUCGGAGAUACAGUCACUUUUGACACUACUUACCGCUCUAAUAGGUAUCGAUUACCCUUUGCUCCUUUUACUGGUGUCAACCAUCAUGGUCAACCGGUUCUCUUUGGUUGUGCUUUUCUAAUUAAUGAAUCCGAGGCUUCCUUUGACUGGCUUUUCAAAACAUGGCUUAUCGCCAUGUCUGGACGUCACCCACUCUCAAUAACUACCGAUCAUGAUUCUGUUAUUCAGUCCGCCAUAAUGCAAGUAUUUCCCAACACCCGUCACCGUUUCUGCAAGUGGCACAUCUUUAAGCAGUGCCAAGAGAAGUUGUCUCACAUUUUCCUCCAGUUUCCAAGUUUUGAAGCUGAGUUUCACAAAUGUGUUAAUUUGACUGACUCAACUGACGAAUUCGAGUCUUGCUGGUCCACACUUGUAGAUAGAUACGGUCUCAGGGACAAUGAAUGGCUUCAGGCAAUACAUUCCGCUUGCAGGCAGUGGGUACCUGUAUAUUUGCGAGACACCUUCUUUGCCGAAAUGUCCAUCACUCAGCGAAGUGAUAGCAUGAACUCUUACUUUGAUGGCUAUGUCAAUGCUUCCACCAGUUUAAAUCAGUUCUUUAAGCUUUAUGAGAAAGCGCUUGAAAGUCGCAAUGAGAAAGAAGUAAGAGCAGAUUAUGACACAAUGAAUACUUUGCCUGUAUUGAGGACCCCGUCUCCGAUGGAGAGGCAAGCAUCCGAGCUUUACACAAGAAAGAUUUUCAUGAGGUUCCAAGAGGAGUUGGUCGGCACACUAACAUUCAUGGCAUCCAAAGCGGAGGACGAUGGAGAGGUCAUUACAUAUCAUGUAGCUAAAUUUGGAGAAGAUCAUAAAGCAUACAUAGUUAGAUUCAAUGUUUUGGCGAUGAAAGCGACUUGCAGUUGCCAAAUGUUUGAGUUUUCAGGUCUUCUUUGCAGACAUAUUCUUGCGGUCUUUAGAGUUACCAAUGUCCUUACUCUUCCAUCUCAUUAUAUACUGAAACGAUGGACAAGAAAUGCCAAGAGCAAUGUCAUUUUGCAAGAACAUUCUUGUGAUGUAUAUACUUACUAUUUGGAAUCUCAUACAGUUAGAUAUACCACUCUUCGACACGAGGCCUUUAAAUUUGUUGAUAAAGGUGCAAGCUCCCCUGAAACUUUUGAUGUUGCAAAGGAUGCUUUACAAGAAGCUGCAAAAAAAGUUGCACAGGUAAACCGAAAUGAGGGGAGAACUCCCAUCAGCAAUGGGAAGGUUAGGAGUCACAUGCUGAAUGAUGAAAGCCGUGCUAAUUACACUAGUGGCUGCCAGGAUGAAAGCUUGGUCGAGCAUAUGAAUAAGGAUGAUAUGGAUAAGCAUAUAUCAAAACUUACGGAUGAGCUUGAGUCUGCAAAUAGGAAGUGUGAAAUUUACCGGUCCAACUUGCUCUCUGUUUUAAAAGCUGUUGAGGAUCACAAGUUAGAGUUGUCAGUGAAGGUGGAAAACAUUAAGAUAAGCAUGAAAGACGGCCUGUGA